Arabidopsis arenosa is the source of this 1089-nucleotide messenger RNA. Lineage: Eukaryota; Viridiplantae; Streptophyta; Magnoliopsida; Brassicales; Brassicaceae. The record is from the annotation of a GenBank genome assembly.
UCUCAUCAAAUCUCACAUUUUCUUUUUGAUCGAUGGAGGGUUCGUCUACAAGCCAUAAACGCAAGAAAAAUGACGAGCAUACUAAGAAGAGCAAGAAGAGACAACAUGUGAGAGCCAGCAAUGUAGAAAACAAGAUGGAGGAGAAGAGAAGUGGGAGUAAUGAGGAGAGUUUCGGAGUGUUUGAGUUCCCGUGGAUGAAGGAGAGUAUGAUCUCGACCUCUCUUGAUUGGAGUCUACCCGAAUCUCUUUUUCCUGUCUUAGAUGAUGGUAAUGAGAUGUUUGAAGAGAUUAGUGAUGUGAGAUGGCCAGUGAAAAGGAUUCCUCCUUCAGUAUCUCAAAGGGAGUGUUUGAUGAGGUUAGGAACGGUCUUUUGUUUUAAUCAGAAGCAUAGAGAGCAGACAAGUUUCAAGAAACGGCAUGUAUCUACGCAGAAUGUGGAUCUUCCUCCUAUUUUACCAAAGAACAAGAAGAAACCUUAUCCGAUUCCUUUUAAGCAAAUUCAAGAAGAGGCUAGGAAAGAUAAGAAGCUUGCUCAGAUGGGUAUAGAGAAACAGUUAGACCCUCCCAAAAAUGGGUUGCUAGUUCCAAAUCUUAUUCCUGUGGCGUAUCAAGUGAUAGAUAACUGGAAGUUGUUGAUUAAGGGUUUAGCACAGCUUCUUCAUGUUGUUCCCGUGUUUGCUUGUAGUGAAUGUGGAGCGGUUCAUGUUGCCAAUGCUGGUCACAACAUUAGGGAUUGCAAUGGUCCAACAAAUUCACAGCGACGUGGUUCUCAUUCAUGGGUUAAGGGUACCAUCAAUGAUGCUCUCAUUCCUGUUGAGUCGUACCACAUGUAUGACCCUUUUGAGCGCAGUAUCCAUCUGCAUUCAGAUAUUGUAAUGGAUACUAUGAUAAGACAACUGGAAGUGACCAAAACCCAUAUCCUUAUAGUUGAAAACUUGCUUACAAUUACCUUUCCUCAUAAUAUUCAUUGAGUCGUUGCUUGAGGUGAGAGACUUCAGAAUCCUAUAUACAGAACAUUAAAGACAAGAGAUGUUUCAUAUUAUACUAUCACAAACUUAUAAAUCUUCCUAAGAAAAAUUAUAGUUCCUC